Messenger RNA from Lucilia cuprina (Australian sheep blowfly), 1039 nucleotides. RefSeq names its product proteasome subunit beta type-4 (gene Prosbeta7). The transcript is spliced from 3 exons. The coding region runs from base 111 to 923 and encodes 270 amino acids. NCBI's taxonomy places the organism in Eukaryota, Metazoa, Arthropoda, Insecta, Diptera, Calliphoridae. Gene Ontology annotation, cellular component: proteasome core complex. The record is from RefSeq and is a predicted model, not a curated record.
UUUGUCAUUCGAAAAAUACAACACUACAAGCAUUGAACAACUUGCAAUUUUUCAGUAAAUUUGCGAGUUUAAUUUAGGAAAUAGUUAACAAUAAAACAAAAGAAAUAACUAUGUAUAACGGUAAUCAAAUAUUUCAACAACAAUUCUGGACCAAUGGACCAGCACCCGGCCAAUUCUAUAAUUUCACAGGAGGCUAUAAUGGCCUUAUGAAUAAGGCCCAAAGUAAAGAGUUUACAACACCCGGUCUCUUUGGAACACAGCACAGUUCUUCUCCCAUUACCACCGGUACCUCUGUGGUGGGCAUUAAGUUCGAUGGUGGUGUUAUGAUUGCUGCCGAUAAUUUGGUUUCCUAUGGCUCUUUGGCCCGCUACCAAGAUGUUCAACGUGUGUUUAAAAUUAACGAGAAAACCAUUAUGGGUGCUGGUGGUGAUUAUGCUGAUUUCCAGUCGCUUAAACGUAGUAUUGAUCAAAAAAUGGUAGAAGAUAUGUGUCAUGAAGAUGAGAUCGAUAUGAAACCCAAAUCUUUGUACAACUGGUUGACUCGUGUAUUUUACAAUCGUCGCAGUCGUUUCAAUCCCUUGUGGUUGGAAAUGGUAGUGGGUGGUGUAGACCAUGAAGGUGUACCCUUUUUGGGUCAUGUCGAUUUACGUGGUCGUGCGUAUGAAGAUGAUGUGGUGGCCACCGGUUUUGGUAAGCAUUUAGCUUUACCCUUGGUGCGUGAACAACUUGUCGAGGGACAAAAGUUAACACAACAACAGGCUUCAGAAGUGUUGCGUAAAUGUAUGGAAGUUUUGUACUAUCGUGAUUGCCGCUCCAUGCCCAAAUACACGGUGGCUGUUUGCACCAAAGAAGGCAGUGUUGUCCAGGGUCCUUUCAAUGUUAAUGAAAAUUGGCAAUUGGCUACUAUGGUUAAGGGUUAUUAAUUUUCUUUUUUUUUUUGAUAAAAUUGUAUUUGUAUUUUGGAAAAUUUAAGAUUUUUUGUAAAAAACACUUAAACAGAGAGUGAUUUUUUUUAAAUAUAAUUUAAAUAAUUUACAAA